This is a messenger RNA of Raphanus sativus (radish), 864 nucleotides long. RefSeq names its product cold-regulated protein 28. Bases 101 to 643 code for a protein of 180 amino acids. Lineage: Eukaryota; Viridiplantae; Streptophyta; Magnoliopsida; Brassicales; Brassicaceae. The record is from RefSeq and is a predicted model, not a curated record. Gene Ontology annotation, biological process: response to cold; regulation of circadian rhythm. The transcript is spliced from 5 exons.
CUUCCCCCACCUCCUUCCUCAUUGCUCUUGCUCUCUCUUCCGAAAGGCGAACAACGUUUUUCUUCUUUUUUUUGUGACGCAGCGAAGAGGAUCAUCGAUAAUGGAGAAUGAGUAUGGUGUGAAUAUUGUUGCUCUCGAGAUGGAUCAUCGCGAUGAAUCUCAGUGCGAGUCGACUCUCUCUAACUCGCCCGAGUCCGUUCUUACGGUCCAGAGCUCUCGUGGAGAUGCCGAAUCUAAGAAGCUGGAUGAAUGUGGUGGCUGGACGAAUGAGAAACACAACUCGUAUCUUGAAUAUUUAGAGAGCUCUUUCGUUAAGCAGUUGUAUUCCUUACUUGGAGGAGAUGAGACUGGGAGACUCUCUAGAGCUCCUCAUGUGCUGUCCAACUCUCACAAAUCGACUGAUCAGUUUACGGUUCUACAAAAUGGUUGCCGGCAGAAGGUUAACUUGGGCAAGAAACGACCUGGAGCAUCCAUGAGAGCUUUGGGACAUGAGUAUCAAGCUCAAAGCACUGCAGAGGCAUCGGGGCAGAAUUUCAGAGAGGAAGUAGGAGAGAAGGGGUGUAGUAACUCAAGGGUGUCCAGGAAACGGAGAAGAGAAGCUAACUUUGAUGAUAGUUCAUUGAAUGAUCAGGUUGUGCCGUAAGGAUGGUGAAGACAAUACAAACCGAUAGGAAGUGAAGUGUAGAUGAAUUACUAUGAAUAGAGACUAAAAAUAGUGGAGAAUGAAUGUUGAUGGCUUUGUUUGUUGUAUUAUAGAACAAGGCUAAAGAGAGCCUUAUUAAGGAAUCGAAUGGGGGAUGAAAUUAGGGUUGUUUGUUAAAUUUUGUCUUUGUUAUAUGAUUAGUAUGAUCGUCAUUUCUUUCA